This is a messenger RNA of Pundamilia nyererei, 6236 nucleotides long. It is a transcript of the gene sall3a, whose product is annotated as spalt-like transcription factor 3a. Gene Ontology annotation, molecular function: DNA-binding transcription factor activity, RNA polymerase II-specific; RNA polymerase II cis-regulatory region sequence-specific DNA binding. NCBI's taxonomy places the organism in Eukaryota, Metazoa, Chordata, Actinopteri, Cichliformes, Cichlidae. Bases 1744 to 5751 code for a protein of 1335 amino acids. The transcript has 4 exons. Gene Ontology annotation, biological process: regulation of transcription by RNA polymerase II. The record is from RefSeq and is a predicted model, not a curated record. Gene Ontology annotation, cellular component: nucleus.
ACAUGUUCAAAAACCGCCACCGUGCGUAAAAUGUCCACAUUCCAGAAUCAAAGUUAGAAUAAAGCCGGGGUGUUGUGAUUGAAAGCCUACCGUGUAAUCAGAAAAUCGCCGAUGUCACGAAAUAAAAAUACUCUGCCGCAUUAAUAUGAUGACCCAGCCUUCUGGCGGAUACGGGCGGUGACGGGUGAGAUAUUAUAUGAUGGGAGGUCAAAUCUGGGUGUUCACACAGAAGUCUGAGGACGAUCCAUUGAACAGUAACGUGGUGGUACAUCCUAGUGGUGGCUGAAAGCAAUGGGCUGAACCCCUGCUUGGGGGUUGACUCUCACACACAGCGCAGUCCCCCACACACAGAGCCAUGCCCAACAGCGACAGACCGACCGACGCUGCUAGAGGGCUGCCAGAAGAUAACUUCAAAGUUGGUUUCGAUAUGAGCCCGAGAGCCGAGCGAAGGAAAGACAUCGAGUAAAGCUUUAGUUUUUUUUUUCUUUUUGUUUGUUUGUUUUGUUUUGGUUUGGAUUUUUUCGGAAAUCAAGUGGUGCUUAGGGCUUUUUUGAUCAGCAAAUAUCCAGAAAAGACGCUUUUGGAGAGCGCACCGAGCCGAGGGCGCAUACACGGCGAGAGGAGGUACACGGGAGGAACUUCGUCGCGGUCAGACACGCACCGAAGCGACUUCUCUUUGUCGGACACACGAGUGUUUGAUCACACAGACGUUCUUGUUGUUACUGAGAGGAGCACUGUUGCUAAUCUUGGCGCCGCUCUCUCGGAAGACGCGCGUCAAAGUUUGGAGAGCGGAACUGCGCCUUUAGAAAAGCAAAAGCUGGUGGCAGUUUAUCGCUCUAUUGCAAAUAACUUAACUCGUCCCGUCCACUUCUCCUUGCUGCCGGUGCCCGUGUAGCAACUCAAACAGCGGCUGCUUCACUGGGAAGAUGUCCACCGACAGAAAUCUGACACAUCUCGACUUUAGACGUCGCUUCCUUUGAGUCCGAUUCAAGGAGUUGCGUGUUCACCUCGCCACACGCACAGAACAAGAAAAAUAAAUAAAUAAAAGAAGUUAGAGAGAGAGGCGCUGCGAGAACUGAGCCAGUAUCUCGGGACAGACUUAACGAGAAAACGUUUUCUGAAGUUUUGCGGUAAACGAUGGAUCGUUGAGGCCAGGGAGAGACACUUCGUCAAAGAAAAGAAAGAAAAAAGAAGAAAGCGCUGGUGAAUCCUUAGCACUUGUGAGUCAGUGCGCUUACUCAAAGGAGUAGGGGGCAAAGGAGCCCGGCGUUCCCCUCGUUGGAGACCCCAUGUGAACUGGGUAUAACAAGAGAUUUUGGUGUGUUGUGUUGUUUUGUGUUGUUGGGGAGGUGGAGGUUGGAUAGUAAAGACAAAAGAGACGGAUAAAGUCUGAGAGUGAAGCGGCUAAUUGCUUAGUCCGUCCCUCAUUACCAUAUCCAAUGCGCGUCCAUUGGCCUCCAGCCAAUCCUCCCCACCUUCACACACUGCCAUUAAUCGCGAGGCAUUAUUCACUAUCAUAAUUAUUAUACCGACAUGCGCAAUCCAACGCACAGCAACAGCAGCGGCAGCAGCAACACCGGCUAAUUUCAGAUUUAUAUUUUUUCUCUCCUCCUCUCUCUCUCCGCCACCAGACUGUUUGCGAACUUUUUGUGUGUUGAUUCGCUCUUCGCUGAUGUAUCUGCAAAACGCAGACACAUCUCGGAGCGCAAACGCAGCAGCAUCGCCACCACUAAAGCCAGCAGCAUGUCCCGACGCAAGCAAGCCAAACCGCAGCACCUCAAGUCGGACGAGGAUCCCGCACUAGCCGGGGUGAUUUCCGAGCACGCCCGAGGUGAUGUGCUGGAUGAUGCCGACAGCGGGAAUGAGAGCCGCAGUGGCAGUGAGGAGACCCAUGUAUGUGAGAAGUGUUGUGCUGAGUUCUUCAAAUGGUCAGACUUCUGUGAACAUUUAAAGAGCUGCACUAAGAACCCCCUGGUGCUUAUAGUGAAUGACAAUGAGGACACACCUAACCCCUCACAGGAGUACCCUACAGAGCCCUCCCCUGUACCCAGCUGCCCUAGUGAGCAGGCUGACAGUGAGGACCCCAGGGAGGGGAGCCACAGCCCUGCUGGUGAGGGGGAUGACAUCCCAGAGACAGCAACCUUAAAUGGGGUCAGUGUCCUGGAAAAGGAGGACGAGCAGAUGGAGCUGGAGCUUUCUCCCGAAAAAAAUGUGGAUCCUGAAGAAAGAGAUGUGACAUCCCCUGAGCCAGAUGGCUCCCUACCUCAGCUCAAUGAUGUCGUUCCCUCUGCUGUUACAAGUUACGCCAUGCCAAGCACCAAUGUUACCUUAGAGACUCUUCAUGGCACCCGUGUUGCAGUUGCCCAGUUUUCACAGAGUGUAAGGGCAGCAGCGGGCAGUGGGGUUUCCACCAUGGCUAUUCCCAUGAUCUUGGACCAGCUGAUGGCCCUCCAACAGCAGCAAAUUCAUCAGCUGCAGCUAAUAGAACAAAUUCGCAGUCAAGUGGCUCUCAUGAACAGACAGUCUGCCCCACAGCCUGCUCUUAACCACCAUCACAGCAACGCUACUGGAAGCCAGGGGCCCGUCUCCUCCUGUGUCCCUCCUGUUGCAAGUCAGCUUCAGCUACAUAAUUUUAUCACUCCCCCAGUCCAUCAGCUGCCUGUUAGACUGCCGGCCACUCUCAAUGGUCAAGGACCUUCACCUCUGACCUCAGCAAUAGAAGGGCCUCUCUCUCAAACACCACAAAGCAGCAGUCAGCAAUCUAACUCUUCAGCUCUGAUCACAUCUUCAACUAACUCAGCUUUUCCUCCACCAAGUGGUACUGGAUUGUCAUCUCUACUUCCCCCCUGCUCAUCCUCUGUCACAAACAACAGCAUUAGCACUAGUAGUAGUAUAACAGGAGGCAGUGGCAUUAGCAGCAGCUCAACUCUUUCCAGGAACUCUAGCACCCCUCCUUCCCUCACUCACAGCACCCUCCUGAGCUCUUCUUCCAGUCUACCGCUGAUACCUCACAGCUCUUCGAGCAGUGUUAUCUUCCCUAAUCCACUGGCCAGUAUAGCAGCCACAGCCAAUGCACUCGAUCCUCUCUCUGCUCUAAUGAAGCACCGCAAGGGGAAGCCCCCAAAUGUGUCUGUAUUUGACACUAAGCCCAGCUCUGAGGACCCCUUCUUCAAGCAUAAGUGUCGGUUCUGUGCCAAGGUGUUUGGCAGUGACAGUGCCCUACAGAUCCACCUGCGUUCCCACACUGGAGAAAGGCCCUACAAAUGCAACAUAUGUGGCAACCGCUUCUCCACCAAGGGGAAUCUGAAAGUCCACUUCCAGAGGCACAAAGAGAAAUACCCACAUAUACAGAUGAACCCCUACCCUGUGCCAGAGUACCUGGACAAUGUUCCCACAAGCUCAGGCAUCCCAUAUGGCAUGUCAUUGCCCCCAGAAAAACCUGUUACCACAUGGCUAGACAGUAAGCCAGUUCUUCCCACAGUUCCCACCUCUGUUGGACUCCAGCUGCCUCCAACAUUACCGAGUAUGAUGGGAGGAUUUGGUGAGUCUCCAAGCCUCACUCCGCUCAACAGGUCUCCUCAGAGGCCAUCCCCACCCUCAAGUGACUGUGCAUCUUUGUCCCCAAAUAUCAUCACUGACUCAUGCAUGACCACUACUUCACCAUCCCCAAAACCAAGCCUAGGGUGUGAGGCACCUCCUUUACUGAAACCCGAAGGCAUUCUUUUGCCCGCAAGCUGCUCUACUAGACCGGGAGAGAACACGACUAGCACAACGACCAUAACUCAAGUGCUUCUUUCCACUACUGUCACCUCCACAUCAUCGUCCAGCAGUGGACAGGUCUCUGAACCCAUCAGUAGCCCCAACUCGGCCUCUAAUUCUGUCUCCCAUCCUGUCCUUCCCAUGCUCUCAGACCAUUUUAAGGCCAAGUUUCCCUUUGGAGGCCUCUUAGACUCUAUGCAAACAUCAGAGACAUCCAAGUUACAGCAGCUUGUUGAGAAUAUUGACAAGAAGAUGACUGACCCCAACCAGUGUGUCAUCUGUCACCGUGUUCUGAGUUGCCAGAGUGCUCUGAAGAUGCACUAUCGCAUCCACACUGGUGAAAGGCCUUUUAAAUGUAAGAUAUGUGGGCGGGCAUUUACAACCAAGGGAAAUCUGAAAACACACUUUGGUGUCCACAGGUCCAAACCUCCACUUCGGGUUCAGCACUCUUGUCCUAUAUGUCAAAAGAAAUUCACCAAUGCAGUUGUACUACAGCAGCACAUCCGUAUGCACAUGGGUGGGCAAAUUCCCAACACACCCAUCCCCGAAAGCCUGCAAGAAAUGGAUACUGACCCCUCCUUUGAUGAGAAGAGCUUAGAUGCCAUGAGCAAUUAUGAUGAUGACCUUCUGGAUGAAAUGGAGCAGGCCAUAGAUGAUGAAGCUGAUUUAAAAGAGGGAGAUAUGGACUCAUCCAAACCUUUUUCACCUGGGAGCUCUCCACCAACUUCUGUAAUCUCCAGCAUUGCUGCAAUGGAGAACCAGAUGAAGAUGAUUGACUCUACCGUCAACAUGACUCGUACAUUUGGUCUGAAGCCUUUGCAGAAUGGCAGUAGCUUUGGAGGGGAGACUGAUUGCUUUACCACUGAUUCUCUGUCUGCAGUUGGGGAUGCUGAGGGUCAAAGCUUGGGGAGCCCCGCUUUGUCUGAGUCCUCUGGCUCUAUCCAGCAUUUGUCCCCAGCCCACAGUCAUUCUGAGAGCCAACGAUCCAAAUCCCCUGCUGCACUCAACAAUAAUAACAUCAGCAGUGCCAUGACAGCAGAGGAGGUCCAAGACAACAAUACAGCUGGCCUGGCAACAGUAAAGUCGGAAAAAUCCGAGACGCCAUCUCCGCUUCCUGCAACUGAAGGCACUGGGGCCCUUGACCUGACUGCCACUCAGCCAGGCAGGCACUUUAUCAAAGAGGAGAGCCACUUCAACGUGCUGUUUCUAAACAGAGAUCGAGGGCUGAGCACUCCCAAUUUGGCCAGCACUGCAUCAAACAUGAUUAAAAUGGAAAUGAACGGCCAUGGGAAGUCAAUGUCUCUGAGCGACAACCCUCACCUGCCCGUGGGCAUUCAGGUUCCAGCUGCAGCGCCCCCAACCACCAUGAGCCCUAGCAUCAACCCCAUGUUGGCUCCCCCGCCUCCACGACGCACUCCUAAGCAGCACAACUGCCAGUCGUGUGGGAAAAAUUUUUCCUCAGCCAGUGCUCUGCAAAUCCAUGAGCGUACACACACUGGGGAGAAACCUUUCGCCUGCUCUAUUUGUGGAAGGGCUUUCACCACAAAGGGCAAUCUCAAGGUUCACAUGGGAACGCACAUGUGGAACAAUGCCCCGGCCCGAAGGGGUCGACGACUGUCUGUGGAGAAUCCCAUGGCCCUGCUGGGUGGGGACGCCAUGAAGUUCAGCGAGAUGUUUCAGAAAGAUCUUGCUGCUCGGGCCAUGAACGUUGACCCGGGCUUUUGGAACCAGUACGCAGCCGCCAUCACCAAUGGCCUGGCCAUGAAGAACAAUGAAAUCUCUGUGAUCCAGAAUGGAGGCAUCCCCCAGCUGCCCGUCAGCCUUGGUGGCGCAGGAAUCACUUCAUUGGGAGCAAUGCCUGGAGGGAUGGACCGCGUUCACACAGGCAGCAGCCCUCCCAUGACGGGUAUGGAAAAGACUGGUCUGGAUGUCACAGCUAACCGCCCCUUCUCCAGAUUUAUGGAGGAGAACAAAGAAAUUGGGAUCAAUUAAAGAGACUUUUCUGUAUAAUUCCAGGUAGGCAAAGACUACAAGGCUGUUUAUGAGGAAAGAAACUGCUGAUCCAGUCUGAACUCAUGCGUACUAUAUUAUGUACAGAUUAAAUAUUUUUUGUUUGUUUUUGGAAACAUAGUAUUUAGUAUUGAUUAGAGGUUUUUGCCUUUCACCCAUUCCCUGCUCACUUGAUAUUUCGCCUAUACGAAGAAUACUUUGUCUCUUGUUUGAGAAUAUGUCGUCUUGCAAGAUUUGCAUGGUACUUAUUGGUUUUUAUCAGUACGUUUGACUGCUUUUAUGAAUUCCUUUGAAAACCAGGAUCCUGCCUCAGUUAUGAUUAGCAAGCAUCUUAUCUGGACAGGACUAAAACACAAAAAGGACAGAGUUUUAGCUCAAAGUCAGUCUGAACAAUGUCUGCCAACCUCGUUUAUGGUUGCUAUUUUAAAUAUAAAGGGCCAUGGAUAGACUGAAGAAAAGACUGAAGU